AUGCUCAAGUGCAUCCCGCUCUGGCGCUGCAACCGGCACGUGGAGUCGGUAGACAAGCGGCACUGCUCGCUGCAGGCCGUGCCCGAGGAGAUCUACCGGUACAGCCGCAGCUUGGAGGAGCUGCUCCUCGACGCCAACCAGCUGCGCGAGCUGCCCAAGCCCUUCUUUAGGCUACUGAACCUGCGCAAGCUGGGCCUGAGUGACAACGAGAUCCAGCGGUUGCCUCCGGAGGUGGCCAACUUCAUGCAGCUGGUGGAGUUGGAUGUGUCCCGGAACGACAUCCCUGAGAUUCCUGAGAGCAUCAAGUUCUGCAAAGCUCUGGAGAUUGCUGACUUCAGUGGGAAUCCCUUAUCCAGGCUUCCCGAAGGCUUCACUCAGCUACGCAGUCUGGCUCACCUGGCGCUAAAUGACGUGUCCCUGCAGGCGCUGCCUGGGGACGUGGGCAACCUUGCCAACCUGGUGACCCUGGAGCUCCGGGAGAAUCUGCUCAAGUCCCUGCCUGCGUCCCUGUCUUUCCUGGUCAAGCUGGAACAGCUGGAUUUGGGAGGCAAUGAUCUGGAAGUGCUGCCUGACACCCUGGGGGCCCUGCCCAACCUGAGGGAGCUGUGGCUGGACCGGAACCAGCUAUCUGCCCUGCCCCCGGAGCUCGGGAAUCUGCGGCGCCUGGUGUGCCUGGACGUGUCUGAGAACCGGCUGGAGGAGCUGCCUGCAGAGCUCGGGGGGCUGGUGCUGCUCACUGACCUGCUGCUCUCCCAGAAUCUGCUGCAGCGGCUUCCCGACGGCAUCGGUCAGCUGAAGCAGUUGUCCAUCUUGAAGGUGGACCAGAAUCGCCUGUGUGAGGUGACAGAAGCCAUCGGGGACUGUGAGAACCUGUCGGAGCUGAUCCUCACAGAGAACCUGCUGACGGCCCUGCCCCGCUCCUUGGGGAAACUGACCAAGCUGACCAACCUCAACGUGGACCGGAACCACCUGGAGGCACUGCCGCCUGAGAUUGGGGGCUGCGUGGCACUCAGCGUCCUCUCUUUGAGGGACAACCGCCUGGCCGUCCUGCCACCAGAGCUUGCCCACACAGCUGAGCUACACGUGCUGGAUGUGGCGGGCAACCGGCUGCAGAGUCUGCCAUUCGCACUCACGCACCUCAACCUGAAGGCCUUGUGGCUAGCAGAGAACCAGGCACAGCCCAUGCUUCGGUUCCAGACCGAGGAUGACGCCCAGACAGGCGAGAAGGUGCUCACCUGCUACCUGCUGCCUCAGCAGCCGCUGCCCAGCCUUGAGGACCCUGGGCUGCGGAGCAGCCCUUCGGAAAGCUGGGGUGACGCCCCGCUCAGCCGUGUCAGCGUCAUCCAGUUCCUGGAGGCCCCCAUGGGUGACGACGACCCGGAGGAAGCCGCUGCUGAGAAACGGGGUCUGCAGCGUCGGGCUACGCCACACCCCAGCGAGCUCAAGGUGAUGAAGAGGGGUGUGGAGCGCCGGAGCGAAGCCACCUCCUGCAGGCCUGACCCUGUGCCACCCUCACCCUCCGAGGAGGAGAAGAGGCUGAGCAUUGAGUCUGGCCUGAGUGCAGACUCGCACUUGUCUGCCGGCACAGCCUCCCAGGGUGAGCCUGAGGGCCCGCUGGCUGAGGAGGAGGGGCUGAGCCAGCAGGAACCCAUGCCAGCCACCCAGGAGGAGGUCAUGGAGGAGACCUACGAGGAGCCCACCGUGCGCUUCGCGGAGGACACGCUGCUCCUGCCCAGGGAGGAUGGCGAGAGUGAGGAGGGCCAGCCAGAGGCGCCCUGGCCCCUGCCAGGGGGCAGACAGAGGCUCAUCCGCAAAGACACGCCCCACUACAAGAAGCACUUCAAGAUCUCCAAGCUGCCCCAGCCUGAGGCCGUGGUGGCCCUCCUGCAGGGGACACCGCCAGACAGUGAGGGCCCGGUGGGGGCUGGGGGCUGGCACAACGGCCCCCACAUGUCCUGGGCUCCGAGAGCAGAGGAAGAGGAGGAAGGCGAGGCUGAGGAGGAAGAGGAGGGGGCGGCGGCAGUGGCGGCGGAGGAGAAGGCGGCCGCCUCUGCACCCUCUGUCAAGGGGGUGUCGUUUGACCAGGCCAAUAACCUGCUGAUAGAGCCCGCUCGCAUUGAGGAGGAAGAGCUGACGCUCACCAUUGUGCGGCAGACGGGGGGCCUGGGCAUCAGCAUUGCGGGUGGAAAGGGCUCCACGCCCUAUAAGGGGGAUGACGAGGGCAUUUUCAUUUCCCGGGUGUCUGAGGAAGGCCCUGCGGCUCGGGCUGGGGUCCGAGUAGGUGACAAGCUCCUUGAGGUGAACGGCGUGGCCCUGCAGGACGCGGAGCACCAGCAGGCCGUGGAGGCACUGCGUGGGGCGGGCGCCACUGUGCACAUGCGGCUAUGGCGGGAACGCAUGGUGGAGCCUGAGAACGCAGUCACCAUCACGGCCCUGCGGCCCGAGGACGACUACAGCCCGCGGGAGCGGCGAGGGGGCAGCCUGCGCCUGCCCCUGCUCCCGCCCGAGCCCCCCAGGCCCCACCGCCAGCGCCACGUGGCCUGCCUCGUGCGCAGUGAGAAGGGGCUGGGCUUCAGCAUCGCAGGCGGGAAAGGCUCCACGCCCUACCGGGCCGGUGACGGGGGCAUCUUCAUCUCCCGCAUCGCUGAGGGGGGCGCCGCCCACCGGGCAGGCACCCUGCAGGUCGGCGACCGCGUCCUUUCUAUCAACGGGGUGGACAUGACCGAGGCCAGGCACGACCAUGCCGUCUCCCUGCUGACCGCCGCCUCGCCCACCAUCGCCCUGUUGCUGGAGCGGGAGGCUGGGGGGCCCCUCGCCCCGAGCCCUCUGCCCCACUCCUCCCCACCCCCCACUGCUGCCCCAGGGGAGCCUGGGCCUCUGAGGCUGUCCCCUGGUUUGCUGGCCGCUGCCCUGGAGGGGCCGUACCCAGUGGAGGAGAUCUGUCUGCCCAGAGCGGGGGGCCCCUUGGGGCUCAGCAUCGUUGGGGGCUCUGACCACUCCAGCCACCCAUUCGGUGUCCAGGAGCCUGGCGUGUUCAUUUCUAAGGUGCUCCCGCGGGGCCUGGCUGCACGCAGCGGCUUGCGGGUCGGGGACCGCAUCCUGGCAGUGAAUGGGCAGGAUGUGCGGGAGGCCACGCACCAGGAAGCAGUCAGCGCCCUGCUCCGGCCCUGCCUGGAGCUGGUACUGCUCGUGCGGAGGGACCCGCCGCCCCCGGGCAUGCGGGAACUCUGCAUCCAGAAGGCCCCCGGGGAGAGGCUGGGCAUCAGCAUCCGUGGGGGCGCCAAGGGCCACGCCGGAAACCCCUGCGACCCCACCGAUGAGGGUAUUUUCAUCUCCAAGGUGAGCCCCACGGGAGCAGCUGGGCGAGACGGCCGUCUGCGGGUGGGGCUGCGGCUGCUGGAGGUGAACCAGCAGAGCCUACUGGGCCUGACACACGGCGAGGCCGUGCAACUGCUGCGCAGCGUGGGCGACACCCUGACCGUGCUGGUCUGCGAUGGCUUCGACACCAGCACUGCCGCCCCCGAGGUGUCUCCAGGUGUCAUCGCCAACCCCUUCGCGGCUGGCCUUGGCCGCCGGAACAGCUUGGAAAGCAUCUCCUCCAUCGACCGGGAGCUGAGCCCUGAGGGCCCCAGCAAGGUCAGAGCCGCCCACAGCCAGCAGCCCCUGGGCUGGGAGCCUAAGGCCAUCGGCCCCGACCACUGUCUCCUCUGCUCACAGGAGAAAGAGCUGCCUGGACAGAUCCCACUGUGGGGCCCGGAGGCCACGGUGGUGCCUGGAAGUGGAGAGAUGGCUGAGGUCCCCUGCUCCCCUGGCCACCAGCAGAUAAAGCCUGGGGUGAUCCAGCCACUGGCUCAGGCCUGGCCAAGGGGCUCCCUGGCCCCCAGGGGCAGAGGUGGUCCCCAACCUCCCCCGUCCCCGCCCUCCCCUGCUGAGCUGCCGGCCAACGUGAAGCAAGCCUAUAGGACAUUCGCGGCUGUGCCCGGCCUACACCCGCCUCUGGACACCCCUGCCCAGCCCCCCAUGCCUGGGCCCACGGCCUCCCCGGAGCAGCUGUCCUUCCGCGAGCGGCAGAAAUACUUCGAGCUGGAGAUGCGGGUGCCCCAGGCCGAGGGUCCCCCUAAGCGCGUGUCGCUGGUGGGCGCCGACGACCUGCGGAAGAUGCAGGAGGAGGAGGCCCGCAAGCUACAGCAGAAGAGGGCACAGAUGCUGCGCGAGGCAGCGGCCGACACGGUGCACCCAGAAGCUGAUGCUCCCGAGGACGAAGAGCCUGAGGAGGAGCCACCCUGGGCCGGCCAGGGCCCCGCGGCUGAAGGGCUCGGCCCCGCGUCUCCCCCACCGCAGGGAGGCGGCGCCCCAGUGCGGACGGCCAAGGCCGAGCGGCGCCAUCAGGAGCGGCUUCGCGUGCAGAGCCCCGAGCUGCCGGCCCCAGAGCGGGCCCUGUCCCCAGCUGAGCGCCGCGCCCUGGAGGCGGAGAAGCGGGCGCUGUGGAGGGCGGCCAGGAUGAAGUCUCUGGAGCAGGACGCCCUCCGCGCACAGAUGGUCCUCAGCAAGUCCCAGGAGGGCCGAAGCAAGCGGGGGCCCCUGGAGCGCCUGGCCGAGGCCCCCUCGCCCGCGCCCACCCCGUCACCCACCCCCUUGGAAGACCUCGGCCCCCAGACCGGCACCUCCCCAGGACGAUUGGCCUUGUCUGGGAGGAAGUUUGACUACAGGGUGUUUGCCGCCCUCCCCUCUUCCAGACCUGUCUAUGACAUGCAGUCCCCAGAUUUCACUGAGGAGCUGAGGUCCUUGGAACCACCUCCAAGCCCCGGUCUGCCAGAGGAGGAUGGAGAGGUGGCCAUGGUGCUUCUGGGCAGGCCCUCUCCAGGCUCCGCGGGUCCCGAGGAGGUGGCCUUGUGCAGCAGCCGCCGGGCUGUGCGGCCAGGGCGCCGGGGCCUGGGCCCAGUACCCUCCUAG
Messenger RNA from Rangifer tarandus platyrhynchus (Svalbard reindeer), 4953 nucleotides. NCBI's taxonomy places the organism in Eukaryota, Metazoa, Chordata, Mammalia, Artiodactyla, Cervidae. The record is from the annotation of a GenBank genome assembly.